AUGAAGUCAUCGAUUGACGGUUGGGCCCUGACUGUCUGCACGCCUGCUUGGGUAUGGGCUAGAGACGUCAAAGUCUUGGGUCUGGUCUGUGGCCAUGGCAAAGCAGGGAAGGAAAGGCCGCCACUUGGCAUUGGGACCCAGGCACGCAAACAGGACAAGGCCAAGAGCCACAACGGCGCAAGACAACCUACCAGGGCUUAG
Pyricularia oryzae 70-15 is the source of this 201-nucleotide messenger RNA. RefSeq lists its product as uncharacterized. The transcript has 2 exons. The record is from RefSeq and is a predicted model, not a curated record. Lineage: Eukaryota; Fungi; Ascomycota; Sordariomycetes; Magnaporthales; Pyriculariaceae. Bases 1 to 201 code for a protein of 66 amino acids.